AUGGCUCGUGUUUACAUCUCCUCCUUGCUAUUGACUCUCAUGUUUCACAUAGUUAUAGUAGCAGGGCAAGGCCCGCUUCAAGAUUUCUGUGUCGCAGAUACAAAAAGCCAAGUUAUGGUAAAUGGAUUCGCAUGCAAAAACCCAAGUUCUGUUGAAGCCAGUGACUUCUUCUUUAGUGGGCUACACAUGAAGGGGAACACAUCUAAUCCAGUUGGGUCCAAGGUGACCCUUGUGACCGUAAAAGAGUUACCAGGGCUCAACACCCUUGGAAUCGCAAUGGCUCGUGUGGACUACGAACCAUGGGGUCUCAACCCACCUCAUUUUCAUCCUCGUGCCACUGAGCUUUUGACCCUCUUGGAAGGCACUCUAGAGGUCGGAUUUGUCACAUCAAACCCUGAAAACCGUUUUAUCACUAAAGUAUUGCACAAAGGUGAUGUGUUUGUUUUCCCAAUGAAACUCAUACAUUUCCAACGGAACAUUGGAAACACAAAAGCACUAGCGAUUUCAGCAUUAAGUAGCCAAAAUCCUGGCAUUGUCACAAUUGCAAAUGCGGUUCUUGGUUCAAAACCUGAUAUAUCAAUUGACAUUCUUGCAAAGGCCUUCCAAACUAGUGAGGAAGUUAUCAACAAUAUGCAGUUAAAAUUUUAGAUCUUAUUGGAUCAUUAAGCUACCAAAACGCAUUUUGAAAAUUAGAAAUGUACUGGAUAGUACUCGUAUAAGCUAAGCUUUUGUUGAGUUUUUAUUAUGUAUUUACUGUUUUGUACAUUUAAUUGUCAUUGAGCCCAC
Messenger RNA from Erigeron canadensis, 786 nucleotides. Its product is annotated as putative germin-like protein 2-1. Gene Ontology annotation, molecular function: manganese ion binding. The coding region runs from base 1 to 648 and encodes 215 amino acids. The record is from RefSeq and is a predicted model, not a curated record. Lineage: Eukaryota; Viridiplantae; Streptophyta; Magnoliopsida; Asterales; Asteraceae. Gene Ontology annotation, cellular component: cell wall. The transcript has 2 exons.